Arabidopsis arenosa is the source of this 1393-nucleotide messenger RNA. NCBI's taxonomy places the organism in Eukaryota, Viridiplantae, Streptophyta, Magnoliopsida, Brassicales, Brassicaceae. The record is from the annotation of a GenBank genome assembly.
GACUUAGAUUCUCUUCGUUUAAUGCUCUUCUUCUAGUGGGUUUCUCUUGGAAGAGUCAAAAACGAAGAAAAAUGGUUAAUUCAUGUGAGAACAUAAUCUUCGUUAAACCCACUUCAUCGACGAUUCUUCAAGAUGAAACAAGAAGUAGAAAAUUCGGACAAGAUGUGAAGAAAGAGAAGAGAAGAGUGUUGGGUGUGAUUAAUCAGAAUCUUGUUGGUGCAAAAGUUUAUCCUUGUGUUGUCAACAAGAGAGGAAGCUUAUUAUUAUCUAAUAAGCAAGAAGAAGAAGGAUGUCAAAAGAAGAAGUUUGAUUCUUUGCGUCCUUCAAUUACAAGAUCUGGAGUUGAAGAGGAGACUAAGAAGAAGCUGAAGCCAUCAGUUCCUAGUGCAAAUGAUUUUGGUGACUGUAUAUUUGUUGAUGAAGAGGAAGCUACAUUGGACAAUCCGAUGCCAAUGUCGCUUGAGAGGCCGUACACAAGCAUCAUUGAAGCUGACCCAAUGGAGGAAGUUGAGAUGGAGGAUGUAACUGUGGAAGAACCGAUCUUUGAUAUCGAUGUCUCAGAUGCGAAGAACUCACUUGCAGCUGUUGAGUAUGUCCACGAUCUUUACGCAUUUUACCGAACAAUGGAGAGCUUUAGUUGUGUUCCAGUAGAUUAUAUGAUGCAACAAAUCGAUUUAAACGAGAAGAUGAGAGCAAUACUAAUCGACUGGUUAAUCGAGGUACAUGACAAGUUUGAUCUGAUGAACGAGACAUUGUAUCUGACAGUCAAUCUGAUAGAUAGAUUCUUGGCCAAGCAAUCUGUUAUGAGAAAGAAGCUUCAGCUUGUAGGGUUAGUUGCUUUGCUCUUAGCUUGCAAGUACGAAGAGGUUUCGGUUCCUGUUGUCGAAGAUUUAGUACUCAUUUCAGACAAAGCUUAUACGAGGAACGAUGUUCUAGAGAUGGAGAAAACAAUGUUGAGUACUUUGCAAUUCAAUAUCUCAUUGCCAACACAAUACCCUUUCUUGAACAGAUUCCUCAAGGCAGCUCAAGCAGACAAGAAGUGUGAGGUGUUGGCAUCGUUCUUGAUCGAGCUUGCGCUUGUGGAGUAUGAGAUGCUUCGGUUUCCACCAUCAUUACUAGCUGCCACAUCUGUGUACACUGCUCAAUGUACACUUCAUGGUUUCAGGCAAUGGAACAGUACAUGUGAAUUCUAUUGUCAUUACUCUGAAGAUCAGCUCAUGGAAUGUUCGCGGAAGCUGGUGAGUCUUCAUCAAAAGGCGGCGACAGGAAACUUGACAGGAGUAUAUAGGAAGUACAACACAUCUAAAUUUGGGUACAUAGCAAAAUGUGAAGCUGCACACUUUCUAUCGUCUGAGUCACAUCAUCCUUAAGCCAAUAGAACAACAAGUAAUUU